This is a messenger RNA of Onychostruthus taczanowskii (white-rumped snowfinch), 2401 nucleotides long. It is a transcript of the gene RD3L, whose product is annotated as RD3 like. The record is from RefSeq and is a predicted model, not a curated record. The transcript is spliced from 4 exons. Bases 274 to 870 code for a protein of 198 amino acids. Lineage: Eukaryota; Metazoa; Chordata; Aves; Passeriformes; Passeridae.
AGCAUCACAUCAUACGACAGCCUUAACUUCAGCUACAAGCACGUCUGUAGUUGCUUCAGACUAUCAUUAUUCAUCUCACUACCAACAAUACAUUUGGAUGGAUUUAGCAACAAGCAUUUGAAAUUGUUACCAUCUUUUUUCAAAUUGCUGCCAUCGGCAGAACUCAAUUCAAAGCAGUAAUAAGAACCUGCAAACGGGAUAUGCUAGAAUAAGAGACCUUCAAGCAAACUCACCUGAAACAACACUGUUCACAGACAACUGCAAAGCUUGAAAAUGCCAUUUUUUGGCUGGAUGAAAUCGUCAAAAACUGAUUCCUACAAAUCCGCAAGAUGUCCUGGAUCAGAAGUAGUUACAAAAACCCUGCUGAGGGAGUUGAAAUGGCACCUGAAAGAGCGUGAAAGGUUAGUGCAAGAGAUCGAAAAUGAACAAAAAGUCCAGAAAACUGGCACGGAUUACAACUGGCUCAAGAGCUACCAAAACCCUCAAGCAACAAUUCCAGCUACUGAGCAACGGCAGCUUGAAGUUCUGUGCUCUCAAAUCCAGCCUUGCCAAACAGGAACUGUUCUCAGCAGAUUUCGGGAAGUUCUGGCAGAAAAUGAUGUUUUACCGUGGGAAAUAGUCUACAUAUUCAAGCAAGUUUUAAAAGAUUUUCUUACCACCAUUGAGAGAGAAAACCAAGCAGAGCAGCUGGUAGAUGCAUGGAAUACAAAUUGCCCUGAACAUUUUAGUCUGCGUGGUGACAGCUCCAGCAAGUCGGACAAAGAUGAAAUCCCCACGGUUUCAAGUUAUGUCGACAAGAACACACAAAGCAUGUUUCCCACCUUCUCUCACAGAAUCUGGAAUCUACCCUAUUACUACCCAUCAAGUUAAAUUGGUUUGUGUUACUUUCAAAAAGUUAUGUAGUUAUCCACAUUCCUUUCCUGUAAUUGCCAUCCAGACACACAAGAGUAAGAAAUGUGACAUGCUCCCCUUUUUACUCCAAGUUUAGAAAUUAAAAUCCUUUGUAAUAGCUAGUAUGCAGUAACUUAGGUAUCAACUCACCUUUUAUCUUUAUAGUUUGUUAGAGCUCUUGUGUUUGAAGACAUCUUUUAAUCAAAAACGUAGAUGCUUCUGAAAAAAAUUCUGAGGCAGUUUAAUUUUCAGCCAUAUAGAGCUAGAAGUAUUUAAACAACAAAAAAAAAGAUUGCUUUGUAUAUUUUGAAACAGCAUCAAUCCACAGAGUGUUAGACAAAAACUUCUGUGUUUAUCACAUAGCUUUUAGGCUCUAUGGGAACUUUAUACUGUGUAAAAUAAAUGGUUUAAUAUAACACCAGCUAAAUAAACUGGUAAAUACUUUUGGAGCUUAAUAAUUAUUUCUUAACUUCAAGAAUAAUUGCAUGAAAAUACUGACAGGACUUGGAUGCAUGUACUAUUUCUAUGUUUUUCUCUAAACUAUACUCUGCACAUGCUGAAGUAGGUGAAGGUGGACAGCUAAAUGAAAUCACUAGAUAUUUAACAGCAUUUAACAACUAGCUUUCUAUUCUUUAAAAAAUAUUGAAUUAUUUAAUUUUAAAUAGCUGUUUUUCAUUUGACUUACUUGUUCUGAAACUCAAAUUCGGCAUUAAACCUUUAACAUUUUGAUCAAAUCAGAUGGUACCUCUCUAGAAUAGCCAAGGAGUCAACAGAUCAUUUCCAGCACACACGGUGUUCAUUCUAAAUUUACACACAACAAAACCUAAUGUUUCUCAGCCACCCUGAUCUAUCACUGUGGGUUGACAAAGUUUUACAAGAUUAAUCACAUACAUAGCAGUCACGGUCACAGCAGGCAAUUAGAGCAGAAAAUCAAUGAAAACAUAUGCCAGAACUCAGUUGGCCACAUUUCCAAUUGUGCUUCCAUCACUGUAACAAGUUUUUACAUGUUUCAUAUAAUGCCAUCUUCUCUGUAUUUGCUUUUAUCUGUCUGCUGGAUCAGAAAAAAAAUGUGCAAGACUCAUAUGGCCCAAUUCACAGAAUACACUAUUUCAUAAACAAAACUGCUUCCCCUGGUAUUUUCUUCAAACAAACUGAAGAAGCCAAUCAGAUUUCAUCAAGUUGGUAACACAGCUUUAAGGCAUCUUAUGCUCCACAGCUGUAUCCCCCAUUCCAGAAAAAAAUUUACUAAUAAUGCAACACAAAUUGGAGGAACAAAUGGCACAAUAAUUUACUAAACACUUUUAAAUCUUUCUAAAAAUGGUUUUAAAAAGCCUUUGAAAAGCUUAUGAUAUAGAGAGCACUUCAUGUAGAAAAAAUAAAGCAUAAUAUUCACAGAAGAUAAAUCAGUGAGAACUCCUAUACCCGCAUAAAGGACAAAGCACAGGAGGACUAGAGCAAAAAACUUCCAACAGGUUUAAAAUAAUAAAAGCUGUAGCUCAAUACCAAAAGU